This is a messenger RNA of Spinacia oleracea (spinach), 11030 nucleotides long. RefSeq lists its product as uncharacterized. The record is from RefSeq and is a predicted model, not a curated record. The transcript is spliced from 2 exons. Bases 1702 to 3246 code for a protein of 514 amino acids. Lineage: Eukaryota; Viridiplantae; Streptophyta; Magnoliopsida; Caryophyllales; Amaranthaceae.
UGUAUUAAAAAAAUUUCAGUAGAGCGGUGUUUUUUAUUUCGCUCCCCACUGCUUUUCACGAUUUUGUUCACCCAAAAGGCCAAAACCCUUAGAGGCCUCUGCGUUCUUUUUCUCUUUCGCCCUCCUCGUCGUUGUCUUUUAUCUUCCAUCAUCGUUCCUUGAAGCAACAGGCGAUUGUAGAUUGACGUUUCGGAAUUGGCUAUUGCGGUUCUAGAUUGAAGAUAUAGAAAGCGGCAAAAUCUAGUUCUGAAUUGGCGAGAAGAACCACGUAUCUGUUAGGGGGAAAAAUACCCUCUUGGUGACAUGGGAAUACGUGGCAAGCAUUGCUUACGUGGCUGCCAACAAGGCGCAAGGUGGCAUUAUUCGAACGGUAUUCCCAACUGCUGGGCUCAAAACGGACGUUACAAACCCUUGAUGAAGCCGGCCUUCAUUACGUAUUUAUUAUCUAAUUAUGAGCAAUUAUUCCAUAAACGUUACAUUCUUGUUGUAAAUGCCUAUAAAAUGGCUUAGUCUUGUCUAGUUUACAUACAUGAUUUUCAAGCAAUAAACCUACGAUUAUCCUAUGCUAUUACAUCUUGCUCUCACCAUUUUCAAUUAUCUAGCUCGAUCGAUUGUUAGCACCUUUAUCAAGGCAAGUUCGUCUCUAAGUCGAAUUUGUCCAAAACAAUUUGGCGCCCACCGUGGGGCUGACAACCAAAAGCAGCUCGAUAAUACCAUUCCGAUCACCAUGUCUGGGAAUGCUAGCUCAUCCAAUGAUAUCACUCGUCGCUUCGAAGCCAUGGAGCAGCGCAUCAACAUCCUCCAAAAGGAGAACGAAGCGUUUCACUCUCAAGUGAGGUCCACCGCCUCCAUCGCCACCGGAUCCAGGUUCCAGUACCGACGAGACAUCUCCGGGUUAAACCGCCGCUUGGAUCUUGACGCAGCUCCAGAUCACCCCCUCCAUGUACCCUUUGGCGAACCUGGGGGUCCCGUUCUCCAGCAGAUCCCCGCGAAUUCGAUCCAUUACCGAAUCAACCCCGUUCUAACCCGAGUUGGCUUCCCCCGCCUCCAACUCAACCAUCCUCUGCAGGUACAUCGGCAACAGUUGUCACCUCGAUGGCUGCCCGGGUAACCCCACCUCAGGUCGGCAUGACGACAUCCACCAUGGCGACGGCCCCCGCCUCCGCUCCGGUGUCUCGUCCGUUGCCUCCCCCAAUGGUGACCAUGUCAAUGCCCCUGCCUGUUACGCUCCCGGCGCAAGGAUCAACGCCAGCAAUUCAAAUGCCAUGGGAUCAACUCUUCUCUCAGCAAGUCGUCCAACCUGUUGUUAACCUGGUCACUUCGGCGCCAGGGGCACCUCCCCAGUUGAUGAUGAUUCCUUUGGCGAGCCAGGCGCAGCAAGCAGCAUUUCCCAAUGCCCUAAUGCGACCUGACUCUUCUCGAAACUAUUCUCCAUACACUCCUCUUAACAGGUCAGUCGCUCCGGUUAGUCACGGUUUCGUAACUCCUUUCCCUUAUGUUGCAGGUACCCACGCUACUCAAGGAACGCCCCCUUACAUGCAACAAGUGGUGCCGCAGUUCACUCCUCACUAACCUCAUGGCGUACACCCACAGAGUACCUAUUAUCAACAUCUCCAAGCCAGCCUUCCCGAAACGUUUAGCCCCCUCGUCCCGGUGCUCAACAGCAUCUGUGAGAACACUAAUCACCAACUCCAACAAAUCAUGACCAUGAUAAACAAAAUUCCUGGUGUACCAACACCAAUCAAAGAAGCUAGCCUAGACAGUUAUGCCGACUCCCCAUAUGCUGAUCCCAUUGAUGCAAUAGACAUCCCGAAACGAUUUAGCCCACCCAACAUUCCCAUGUACGACGGGACAACCGACCCAAGAGAACAUAUCUUGACCUACAAACAGCGGAUGAUGACCAUCCCAGUCCCCAAACACAUGAGAAAAGCCAACCUUUGCAAAGGGUUCGGUUCGACAUUGGUUGGGCCCGCCUUGAAGUGGUUGACUAGCCUGCCAAAUGGAUGCAUUACCUCUUUUUCCCACCUCGACAACAUGUUCAACCAACAGUUCGCCAGCAGCAGAUGUCUAGAGAAGCAGACAAGCGACAUAUACCGAGUAAUCCAGCGUCCUGACGAACCCCUGAAGGAUUAUAUAGCCCGGUUCAUCAGGGAGAAGGUGACCGUUCCUGAAUGUGAUGUUCCGACAGCCAUCGAAGCGUUCAGACAGGGAUUAUAUGGCGAAACCGACCUCUGGAGGGAUUUAAUCAAAUACCCCUGCAAGACGUUCGAAGAUGCUCAAGCCAAAGCAAUGGCCCAAGUUAGGUUGGAAGAAACUCUCCAUUCUCGGAAAGGGGGCAAUGACUACUCAAAGACAGAAAGACGGUUGCCCUACCCCAAGAGGACCAACGACCGCCCUGCUCCUUAUUCCCGACCUCAACAUGUAGCAGUGGUGGAGGAAGACGACGACUCCGACUGGAAGAGCAGCCCGGAUCUACCUCCAAAAAUUAACGAAUAUUCUUUAUGUGUUGACACUGUAGGUCUGAUGAACCACCUCUCGAAGAUGGGGAAAGCAGUGCAAUGGCCGCCGAAGUCUAGCAAACCCGAGUCGAAGAAGGAUCCCUCCAAAUGGUGUGAUUUCCAUGUCGACAUCGGUCACACAACCAACGCCUGCGUCGCGUUGAGGAGAGAAGUAGCCUACCUGCUGAAAAAUGGUUACCUCAAGGACGUCAUGUCAGAUAAAGCUCGUGGCAUUGUCAACAAAGACAACUCUAACUCUCCAUCUCGACCUCCUUCACCUCCCCCUCAUACUAAAACUGUGAAUUUCAUUGCUGGAGGUUCUGACAUUUGUGGUUUAACUUAUUCUGCAGCGAAGAGACACGCCCGAGAAAAUGAGAUAGACAGACCAGUCCGAGCUGUAGCCGCCAAAUACCUAACCCCUAUAUCUUUUGAUGAAUCUGAUGCAGGGGACAUCUCGAACAAACAUCAUGACGGCUUGGUGAUAUCUAUUCCUGUUGGAAACUGCAUGAUCAAACGAGUCCUCAUCAACAAUGGCAGCUCAACUAACGUGAUGAUGCUCGACGCCCUCAAGGAGAUGGGGAUCAACCCAGACACAGAUGUCGUCAAAAAAUCCACCGUGCUAAUAGGGUUCAGUGGCGAGGCAAAAACCACCUUCGGAGAAGUUACCCUACCCGUUUACGCACAAGGAAUCAACCAACAGGUAAAAUUCUGUGUUAUUGAUUGCCCUUCAUCUUACAACAUUAUUUAGGGCAGGCCGUGGAUCCACGACAUGAAGGCCAUCCCUUCGACAUAUCACCAAACCAUAAAGUUCCCGACUCGAUGGGGGGUUCAAGAAAUCAAAGGAGACCAGCAAGAGUCCAAAGAAUGCUAUAAGGCGGCCCUAAAGCCAUCGGCCACAAAUAAAUCCUUAUUAUAUCCAACUCCGAACCAGCGAGCUACGAAGAACCUAAAUCUGAACAACUCGACGAGAUCAUCUUGGAUCCUGCGAAACCAGAACAGGUCGUCUUUAUUGGAUGCGAUGUACCCGACGACAUCAGGUCGGAGCUCGUUACAUUUCUCAAAGCCAACGCGGAUUGCUUCGCAUGGUCACACGAAGAUAUGCCAGGCAUCAGCACAGACGUCAUCACUCACAAACUCAGUGUCGACCCCCGACAUAAGCCCGUAAAACAAAAGCGGCGGAAGUUCGCUCCAGAACGCAACCAAAUUAUCAACGAUGAAGUUCAGCAACUACUAGAUACAGGAAAGAUCAGGGAGGUGAAAUAUCCAGACUGGUUGGCCAAUGUCGUCGUAGUCAGGAAGAAGAAUGGGAAAUGGCGAGUGUGCAUAGAUUUCACCGACAUCUACAAAGCAUGCCCUAAAGAUUCUUUUCCCCUACCCCACAUCGACGCCAUGGUUGAUGCUACUGCGGGACACGAGAUGCUCACAUUCAUGGACGCGUUCAGUGGCUACAACCAAAUUCUGAUGCACCCAGAAGAUCAAGAGAAAACCGCCUUCAUCACAGAGCGGGGAACUUAUUGUUACAUGGUCAUGCCGUUCAGAUUAAGGAACGCAGGCGCCACCUAUCAGCGCCUAGUCAACAAAAUGUUCAGAAAACAGCUGGGCGACACAAUGAAAGUCUACAUCGACGACAUGCUUGUGAAAUCCAAGAAAGCCUCGGAUCACAUCACGCAUCUUCAGCAAGCCUUCGACGUGUUGCGAGAGUACAACAUGAAACUCAACCCCACCAAAUGUUCGUUCGGAGUCUCUUCCGGAAAAUUUUUAGGUUACAUGGUUACUCAAAGAGGCAUCGAAGCUAUUCCUGAUCAGAUCCGCGCAAUCAUCAACUUACAAUCACCUCUAAACCAGAAGGACGUACAAAAAUUAGCAGGCAGAGUGGCUGCCCUCAACCGCUUCAUCUCCAGGUCGUCCGACAAGUGCAAAUUGUUCUAUGACAUCCUCAGGAAGAAUGAGAAGUUGAGCUGGACUGACCGACACGAAGCCGCAUUGCAGCAACUCAAGCAAUACCUGUCAAACCCCCCGUUACUGUCCAAACCAAAAAACAAUGAAGUGCUACAAGUAUACCUCGCAGUUACAGAGUCGACCAUCAGUGCAGUGUUAGUACGGGAAGAAGACGGAAAGCAGCUACCUGUUUAUUACGUCAGUAAGUCCUUACUUAGCGCCGAGACAAGGUACUCUCAUCUCGAAAAACUUGUCCUUGCUUUGUCGUUGCUUCUGUUAUAUUGCGUCCUCAUUUCGAAUGUCAUCCUAUCAUUGUUAGAACUAACUAUCCCAUGAAGUCAAUCAUGAGGAAACCCGAGUUGUCUGGCAGGAUGUACAAAUGGGCUAUACAAUUAGGUUGUUACGACAUCCGGUACGAACCUCGCACAGCCAUCAAGUCGCAAGCCCUGGCUGAUUUUGUGGCUGACUUCAGCCCGAGCCUCCAACACGAAGUCGAUCACGAAGUCAACACACUGACCAACAAUGGAUCCUCGUCAACAUGGACCCUACAUACUGACGGCUCCUCCAACAUACGGGGGACAGGCCUCGGCAUCGUGCUAAAGUCGCCACAAGGGGACACCAUAGUACAAUCUUUCUGUUGCGAGUUCAAAGCUACCAACAACGAAGCAGAGUACGAAGCUUUGAUCUUGGGGUUGUCAUUAGCACUCGACAUGAAUAUCCGCCGACUUGAGGUACCUUGCGAUUCUUUAUUAAUUAUCAGCCAGAUUAACGGUUCAUAUGCAGCGAAGGACUAAAAAAUGCAGGCCCACUUGGAAAUAGCAAAAAGGCUCGUGAACAAGUUCGACUCAUGCACCUUACAACAAAUACCAAGAGACCAAAACACCCAGGCUGACGCCUUAGCCAACCUUGGCUCAAACAUUAAACCUAAACUCACCUCCAUCCCCGUAGUCCACUUAAUGUAUCCAGCCAUCACCAAAGAUAACCUACCCAUCACCGAACAGUCUCAACCUACUCAAAUGCCCUCAUGGCGCGACCCUUACAUACACUGGAUUAAACACAACACUACCCCACCUGGAGUCACCCACGAAAAAGCCUUCCGCAUGAAAGCCUCCAGAUUUAUCCUAAUCCAUGGAGUAUUGUUCAGAAAGUCGGUUGCAGGACCGUACCUGAGAUGCCUUGAUCAUGACGAGAUCGAGUCGACAUUGCGCAACAUACAUGAUGGAGAAUGUGGAAACCACGCCGGAGGAAGAAGCUUAGCCCACAAAACCCUUACCAUGGGAUAUUUCUGGCCCACCAUGAAGAAAGACGCAAUCACCUUUGCUAAGAAGUGCGACUCCUGCCAGCGGUUCGCAUCCAUCUCUCAUCAACCUUGUGAAGUACUCCAUCCUAUCUUGUCCCCUUGGCCCUUCACGAAAUGGGGGAUGGACAUAGUAGGUCCCUUACCACAGGCGUCAGGACAACGCGUCUUCAUGUUGGCAAUGACCGAUUACUUCUCCAAAUGGAUCGAAGCAGAAGCUUUCAAGCGAGUUCGAGAUACUGAAGUCAUUUCGUUCAUCAAACGAAAUAUCCUUAGUCGGUUCGGUAUCCCUUCCGAGAUCGUCUACGACAAUGGUUCUCAGUUCAUCAGCAACAAAACCAAAGAAUUCUGCAGUAGGUAUAACAUCACCUUGCACACCUCAACACCAAGAUAUCCUCAAGAAAAUGGCCAAGCCGAGUCAAGUAACAAAAUCAUCAUCAACAACCUCAAGAAGCGCCUCGAUAACGCCAAAGGAAGAUGGGCAGACGAGUUACCUAUGAUCCUUUAGGCCGACAGGACGACGCCAAAGACAGCGACCAACCACGCUCCUUUCUCCUUGGUCUUCGGUUGCGAGGCAGUCAUCCCUCCCAAAGUCGAACUCCCCAUAGCAAGAAGCAGUUUCAUGGCACCAGGAAUGAACGACUCAGUCUUGGCUUACGACAUCGAUACUGUUGACGAACUUAGGGAAGCGUCACUGGUCAGGAUGGCCUCCUACCAACAAGCCGUCGCGAACAGCUACAACAAGAAUGUGAGGGUUCGGAUAUUCUAGCAGGGAGAUUGGGUUCUGCGCAAGGUCUUCCCAAACAAAAAGGAUCCUCGACACGGCAAGUUGACCCCGACAUGGGAAGGUCCCUACCAGAUCGUGAGACGAACAGGACAUGGUGCAUACGAGUUAGUCGACAAAGACGGCACACCCAUCCCAAGAAGUUGGAAUGCGACACACCUAAAACUGUACCAUUUCUUAACACUCGAAUAACUUUUGCUUUCUAAGUUUUUCUAACACAACAGGUACUCUAGCAUUCAUCGCCAUUAUGUCGAUACCCCCGAGACGGAAUGGGCAUGACGUAUUACGAAGUCGAGAACAUCUCGAACUAUAUACACUUAUAAGUAACCAGAAGUUAAGUCCCUCUCCUCUAUCUUUUUUCCUUUUUUGUAUGUUAUCACCACUACUGACUUAGGCAUCGGAGGGCCGUUGGCUCCACCAACGGCCAACCCUCACGCCAUCGUCUUGUUUUGCAGACAACACCGUGGCGACAUCAUAAGUAUACACUUAGGAGGAAUAACGAACAUAAAGACUCGACUCGACUUCGUCUCGUAUUUCUCCUUGAACUCUUUCUUUCUUUUUUUCUCCUUGUCGUAAUUUCCUCUCAUUUUUAUGUUGCUCCAUACUGACUUAAGCAUCGGUGUUGUGUUGACAGUAUGGUGCCCACAUGGUGACGAAUUCGACAAGGAGACAACAGAUGAAGCAAAGUGUACAACACAACAUACAUGAAACCAAAAGUCGAAAUUGUGCACGCAUGUUUAGAAACACGAAGUGAAAGGAAAACAGUGUUCUUUUAUUCAAAAAUGCUUGUAUACAUUACAUAUUACAAAUCUUAGAAAUUACAAAACACAAUUUAGGCCAUUACAAAAACGCCUGGUACACUACAAUGUACACUACAUACAUAAUGGAAUACAGAUCUACUUUUUUUCUACAGCAUACAUUUCUUGCAGGUUCCCCUUUGACAGGCUGGAGGCGUCACCAAAGUCGAACUCGAGGUAUGUGCCCAACCUGCAAAACAAACACCAAACCAAACACAUUUUUCCAAAAACAAAGCAAGCACCACAGAAUUCACAAACCACAAAUAUUUACAUGACUUGCCCCCUUGGACAAGCCCAAAAACAUUCAAAAGACUGCCGCCUUCAAGGCGAAACACAACCACAAAUAUCUUUUCGACCUUCCCAAAGGCCGAACACACAAAACAUUGUUUAAAAAACCAUUGUUUAACAAACACAACAUUCAAAUUUAAAUUUUUUAAGGAGGGGGGACAGAACUACUCCUGAUGAUCUGCUGGGCCUGCAUUCUCCCCUUGUUCGCCAUCGCCUGGUGCCGCCAUCGUCUCGACAUCGGGGCUGGUUGCAGUUGCACCCUCCUCGACGUCUUCUUCAUCGCUAACGGCACCAGGGGGGAUAUAGUCUUCGGGGAAUGCAGUGUUGAACUGAGAAAUGUCUUCGUCAGGAGUCUUGUUCACAUGUUUGCCCGCCUUGAACUCCUCCAUCAUCUCGGCCUUCGUUUUCCAAGUGUAGUAACCAGCACACUCGUAAAUCCUCGCCUUGACUUUGGAGAGAGACGUCUUCAGCUCGUCGACCUCAGCAACCAGCGACUCCUUCUCAGCAUUCAACUGUGCGACCUCAGCAGCCCCCUUCUCUUGACUCACCUGCAGCGCCUCAGCCCUUGCUGUCGCCUCCUUGGCCACAUCGCCAAGACGACCAGCCUCCUGCUUUGCCUUCUUCAUGUCAUUUUUUAGUUUUACUAUUUGAUCUUCUAACAUGAUGACAUGAUGACGUGUGGCUAGAGAAGAUUGCAGGGCCUGUGUGAAAGCAAAUUAUUUAAAGUGUAGAAAGUGACGAGAUGAGGAUGGCAGGGGCGAAGAAAUUAAAAAGAAAAAGCAAACACAUACCCUCCAUGCAUCCGAGACGCUCUCGACAGUUGCAGCUACUGGGGACAAAGACUCCUGGCGCUCCCGGCUUGACGGCAUCCAGAGACGAUCGACUUCAGGCCAAAGCUGAACCCGUGGCACAUCUGCCGACCCGUAGUCGUCAGGGAACUCCACUGCAAGCUUCCUCUUCCGAGAUGGAGGCGGCAGCUUUUUCUCAGCAGGCAGAAGCGAGCUGGUCUCCUCCGUCACCGUGGUGUCAGUUGAAGCCUUUGGCGGCCUCGGUGGUGACAACACAGUGAUGGGUUUGGCUCGAGACACACUUCCCAGUGACUCCAACCUCUUCCUCAGCAAUGCAUCCGCAGAUGGGGCCUUGCCAGAGCGUGUCGACGGGCCAGUACCUGUUGAUAGCAUUUAUUUGACGACUCAGUCUCGUCACAGCAGUUGCAAAUUGUAUUUUGUAUUGAAAAGGGCGACGAACCCAGACAGAAUGUAAACUAACCCUAAUCCAUGUUUACCUGUUGAUGUCGACAUGUUCACAGGUUCAGAAACUUCUUCUUCUUGAGAAGGCUCCUCGCGUUCGAACUUGAGGCCGAUGAAAGCUCUGUCCUUUAGAGGGACCCCCAACAGCACAUCAGUCUUUUCUAUGGCUUCGGCACUAACACCAACUGUGUCGAAGGAUGCACCUACAAAAACACAAAAGUGAGACAAAGUCAAAUCAACAAGCCCAAAAAACACCAAAAACAAACAAAAUACCUCUAGCCAUCCACUCCCCCGUCAAGAAGUCGGAGUCGGGCCCUAAACUAGCCAACUCCACAAAAAAGAACCGACCCAUCCACCCGCGGUCGUUCGACUUGUCCGCACCAAGAAGAGCCUCCCUGUCGUCCUUGACAUGUAGCAAGUACCUACCAGCCCCAUAAUUUUGGACCUUGUAGGUAUACACAAGGUCCUCAACCCGGAACUCCAUGUCCAGUUUGCCGGCUAGAUGGUCGACCAGGUGCAUCACCCUACAGACCUGCGGCAUCAGUUGCGCCGGCGGCACAGCCAGCGCCCUUAGAACUCCUUGCACCAGUGGCGAGAAGGGAUAAGUAUACCCAAUUCUGAAGGGAUCCUCAUAGAAGCACACCAAGUCGUCCGAUACCCAAUCGGCCCGUUCGUCGGGCUACGGCAAACGAAUUACCGCCGACAGAGGAAAACCGCACUCCUCCCUGAGCGACUCCACAUCCUGCUUCCCCCAAGUGGCCGGCCGAGCAUUCUUUCUGUCCACAAUGUGGGUAGGGCUUAAAAUCGGCCCCUCAGUCAGAUCGCACUCCACCACCACUCUCUUGUUCUUCGCACGGGUGGAUUUCGUCCCCAUUCGUUGCGACAUAGAAGGAAUCAAAGAAAGAAAGAAGAAGAGAAGAAGAUGGAAGCCGAGCAGUUACCUGGAAAAAGGAGAGAGAAAGAGCGCCGAUCGUUUUUUCUGGGAAAGAGAAGAGAGAGAUUGCAGAAGUGAUUGCGGAUGGUUGGAAGCGCAGUCCUAUUUAUUGGCGCAGAUAGACGGUUGGCGUCUCCAAGGCAAAAGUCAUCAUGAUCUUGACGCCGUCAAUGUUGGGGAGGUUAAGAGGCGGUUUCCGUUUUUUCCUUCCGCGAAACCCAUUUCUCCUUUUUUGAACUUCCCAGAAUAAAUUCAAAAUGGGUUUGGGGACAAUUGUUAGGCGGAAAACUACCCUCUUGGUGACAUGGGCAUACGUGGCAAGCAUUGCUUACGUGGCUGCCAACAAGGCGCAAGGUGGCAUUAUUCGAACGGUAUUCCCAACUGCUGGGCUCAAAACGGAUGUUACAAACCCUUGAUGAAGCCGGCCUUCAUUACGUAUUUAUUAUCUAAUUAUGAGCAAUUAUUCCAUAAACGUUACAUUCUUGUUGUAAAUGCCUAUUAAAUGGCUUAGUCUUGUCUAGUUUACAUACAUGAUUUUCAAGCAAUAAACCUACGAUUAUCCUAUGCUAUUACAUCUUGCUCUCACCAUUUUCAAUUAUCUAGCUCGAUCGAUUGUUAGCACCUUCAUCAAGCAAAUUCGUCUCUAAGUCGAAUUUGCCCAAAACAGUAUCACUUUAUCUUUGACAUUUAUAAUACGAAGUCCACUUUCAUUAAAGGAUUUCAUUUUAUUGGACAAGUACAAGAAAAUUCAGAAAGUACGUGGAUAAGGUUUGAAUCAUUAACUCACAUAUAGCAGGACAAAGUUAAAGUAAGAAACCAUUAGUUUUACAGAAGUAGUUCACACAUUAUAUCUUCCUAACUAAAACUACAAUUGCUUUUUUUUUGGUUGGACAAGUAGAGCUUCUUGGAGGUAGUUUUCUGUGUGAGUCCAGCUAAAGUUUGGUGGCUAAUUUUUCUUAUAAAGCUAAGAUGUUUACUUGUGAUUAUCUAAAAGUCCUGGUUUCAUGGCCUCAUUUAUGUUAUGUUUCAAUAUCUUUUUAUAUGAACUGAAUGCGAUGCAAUACUCAUGCGGUUAAUUGCAACUCCAUCUGUAAUAAUCUUUACUGGUUUUGUUGGUUUGCUUUUCCUCUUGUGUCUAUGUUUUUUCGGUCUUGUCGCAUGGUAGGUCGCGUGUUUGCUGGUUUUGUUGGAGUAAUUGUUUUUCUUGGGAUGUCUAUUGGUACUGAUUUAUUUAAGAAAUAAUG